Molecule: messenger RNA, 2067 nt
Organism: Cherax quadricarinatus
Lineage: Eukaryota; Metazoa; Arthropoda; Malacostraca; Decapoda; Parastacidae
Source: RefSeq, a predicted model, not a curated record
GAAAGCAGAUCUGGAAGUGAUGUUCUUAAGUGAUUACCCAGGAGAUGAUUUUUACCAUCUCAUCUACUAUACUGUCCAAGCCUACCAUGAUACAUUCCAGCAACUCUGCAAAUCGUUGGGUGGAGCAUGGCCUGCACUAGGGACAUCUGACAAUGCCUCAAAAGGUCGUAUACCAGCAAUAGCAUUUCUCAUAUCCAGAGGUGACUGUUCUUCAUUAAGAGCAGAUUUUAGUACUUUGGAAAUUUUUCAGAUUGUGUACAGGCCCCAUGACCCUUGGCAAGUAGCUGCAGCUAUAAGAAAGUCCAUUCAGAAUUAUGAUAAAUGAUUUGUGUAUAGCACCAGUGGAAGAUAUACUAUAUUUUGCGGCUUAUAAGACUUGUUUUACUUUCAAUGGCUUGGCAUUGGAUGCAACUGGGAGAGCUACAGCCCACCCCACACCCCAAACUUAUAGCUCCUGUCACUGACCUUCAGUUUAUAGGACACAGGGUGGAUUUUGGAGACAUUUUGUGGAAAAAAAUGCGUCUAAUAAGCCACAAAACACAGUAAUUACCUUGUGUGUAUCAACAAUGUGUGUAUUACAUACAUGUUGUUUUAUAUGAUAUGGUAGCAGUGUUUAUAUAAAAUUUAGAAAAAAUAUUUAUUUACUCUGUAUUAUUUUUUAUAACAAUUUCGCCAAAUUAAUAUGAAUUCCUUCAAUACAAAUUUUUAUUUUUUUGUCACUUGUUAUUUGUUAACUAGUAUUUUAUUAUUUUCUUAUCAUUAAAAUUUUUAUGAAAAAUUCUUUGCAGUUGAAGUUAAAAAUCGUAGUAAACAUUAGCGUAUUGUCUUAGUAGCACUGUUAUAUGUAAUUUUUUUUGUAAAAUUCUAAAUUUCUGAUAACAAUAUGCUCUCUAUCAGAAAAGGAUAAUUUAUAAAAAUUUACAUUACAUUGUUUUAUGAUAAAAUUAGCAGUAAAUCUAGUCAUAUGAGUAUUAGUAGAUGUAGUCUGAAUUUAUUAGUAAUAUUUUGGUAAGCAGUAGAAUAGAACAAGGUUAUUAGCAUGUCCUAUUUUAUACCUCUCUCUCUCUUUUAGUGCUCAUUUAUUUGCCAUCCUUUUGUUAAAAUUUAAAUGUGCAUUGGUUGUUAUAAAUCAGUGAUAUUGAAACUAUGCAAGAGUGUCCAAAGAGAAAAUUUUGAUAUGUAGAAAUAAAUUUAUCAUGAAAAGUCUGUGCUACCUUUGUGAACUCUGUGAAGGUUUAGGGUAAUAAGUAGGAUUCUGCUCUCAUAGGUGUGAGAAUUCAAUUUAAGCUCAGCAUAUAUAGAAAGUUUAUCAUUGUUAUGUUCAUUUUUAUUCCUUUCUUUCAAUACACCAACCGUAUCCUACCGAGGCGGGGUGGCCCAAAAAAAAAAAAGUUUCUCCUUUUACAUUUAGUAAUAUAUACAGGAGAAGGGGUCACUAGCCCCUUGCACCUGCCAUUUUAGUCUCCUCUUACAACACGCAUGGCUUACGGAGGAAGAAUUCUGUUCCACUUCCCCAUGGAGAUUUUUAUUCCUAUCAUCCCAAACAAGUAAAACUUUUUUCUCUCUGUUCUUAGUAUAUUAAUGAUUCAAUAAACAGAUUUAUGAGAUCCCUUCUAGACUUCAGAUGGGUGAUGCUUCAAAAUAGGCCAAGAAAACAUUACAACUUGAGUUUUAGAGAAGUAUAUUCACUUAAAAUCUUGCUAGUACUAUAUUACCAUACAAUUAAAAUCUUGCAAAUACUGUGCAGUAUAAAUCAAAUAAAGCUUAAUAUAAAUUUCUUACAAUAUGUUUUACACAGUAAAAAAAAAAAUUCAUCUUGCUAGAAACUUGAAAAGUUUUUUUUAUUGUAGAGGCAUAUAAACAAGCUCCAAGGAGGGCAUAUAAGCAGUGCAAAAUAGGCAGAUGUAAUCAUGAUAUAAGUUUUUUUUUUUUUUUUUUUUUUUUUUUAAAGUCGGCCGUCUCCCACCGAGGCAGGGUGACCCAAAAAGAAAGAAAAUCCCCCAAAACAAAAUACUUUCAUCAUCAUUCAACACUUUCACCUCACUCACACAUAAUCACUGUUUUUGC